UGUUGCUAUUGACGACAGACAUAGCGUUAUCUACCGUAGUCUGGUCUCCUGUAACGGGACUGGUACACGAAACCACGCCGCUAAGUUGACAUAUCGGCGAGAGAGAAAGAGGGAGAGAACGUGAAUGGGUUGAAAGGGCCCCAGAUCGGACAUACUUUGGAGAGAAGUGAUCACACGAACUCUCAUAGCCACACGCCUCAAAAUACAACUUCUUACCUGGUGAAGACUAUCAAGAACUACUUACAGGCCUAUCACUGCGCUGUGUUUUCACCAAGCGGACCCAUUCAAUAUCCGACGGGCUGACGUAUUGUGGCCAACAACAGAUCCCAAAGUUACCGGGCCAUUGAUCAGACAGGUGUGUCGGUACACGUCGACAUUUACACUACCAUGUUACAAAGGCCGUGCACGGUGGGACAGUGACUUGCCGGCAAGACAGGAUCUGUUAUUGUUAUAAUGUAGUGUCAAGGAAAGCACUAGAUGGCAUUAAUAGGAGACGAGCCAGCUCCUGUGACACAAACACAUACAUCAAAACACUGCAAAUACGCACAGUUAUAACGCAGAGUUUUUUACUCCACGAGGACAGAGAACCAAAGACUAUUUAUGUAUCCUCCCAAUGAGACAAUGAGCGUUUAUUUGCCGGAAUAAUGAUAACAUACACGCCAUAAAGAGCCUGGAAUUCUACUAGGCCGAUAUCUAAAUCCUUAGACACACUUAGGUUAGAGGGCUAGUGCCAAUUUUAAUCUCUGCCUUAGUGUAUUUAUUAUGUAUGCAAUUCCUUGUAUAUAACAAGGCAAUAUAUUUGAAAUCUUGUGUAAAAAAUUCAUUUCGAAAAUGCCAGGGAACAACGUUGCUCGCGAGUCCUUGAUGUCCAAGUUCAAGGCCCAUUACAAAAAGAACAAUCAUCCUUUGACGCCGGAGUUUGUUAUUGCGCACGCUGUGCCUAUGUUCUUCUUCACUAUCUUGGGCACGUGGGUGAUUGGCAUCGCCGACGUCCUCCCCACCAUCUACAAGGACAAGGGACCGACCACGGUGCUGUUACAGAGGCUGUUCGUAUCCUUCCUCUUCGCCGAGAUGAUGAUGAACUGGUUGUGUAUCCGAUACGUGGAUUCGUCCUACACCCAAUAUAAGAAGUCGGGUCAAGGUCAAUGGGUCGAUGUCGAAGGUGAAGGAGAUUGUAAAAGGAAGACUUCCGUUGAGGACGAUGAAAACGGAAGUCGGAUACCGCAUACCACUGGACUGCGUGAACGAUUCAUUAAACCGUCUUCUAUGGAUUUUUCUGGCUCAGCGAGCAAGGAUAAAACUGGAGUUAAAAGUUUAAAAUACCCCUACUGGUCGUGGUCCCCAUGUUUUCAAUGUGACGUCAUGCGACCCCCGCGAUGCCACCAUUGCGCGCUGUGUAAAACGUGCAUUCUCAAGCGGGACCACCACUGCUACUUUGCGGGCACCUGUGUGGGCUGGCGGAAUCUCCGUCACUUCGUGAUAUUCUGUCUGUGGGCGGCGCUUGCAUGCUCAUACGCCCUGGUUCAUGCCUUGUACUAUAUCUACCACUAUCUCUGGUCCAAGAUUUCAUUUCUGGACUUUAUACCACCUAUUACCGUUCUGCGGACGUUGCUAGGUUACGUGUCUCCAAUAAUUGUUAUAUAUAUGUCCGUGACUUGCUUUUUGUUCUAUUUUGCAUUUUUGUCAGUAUCGUUCUUUCUUGGACAUUCACUGAUGAUAAAGAAUGGAAUGACUUCAUUUGAACAUGACAACCUCAACAGAAAAAAGAUCGAGAUCCAUGACAGCCGCCCCCUCUCUGGAAGGCUACGGUCAGUGUUUGGACCUAACUGGGGCUUGAGUGUAUUUUUACCAUUACACAAUGUAUACCCCCCGACAGAGGACCCACUAAUGUGGCCCACGAUCAAGGUACAACGCCAAACGUCGGAAUAAAACAUUUAGAAAAGCAGUCACUCCAAAUGGUUGGAUGUUUGACAUGGACGUUCAGAGGCAUGUUACCUCAGACGCUCGCUGCUGAAACAGGCUUGAUACCGACCCUUAGAAGCAGGUGAGGCCGUGGACCACGUGUUCCCACCCAAUUAUUUUUUUAUCAAAACAUUUUCACAAGGAGAAUUGUCCUGAACCCCUCUACCCAUUGGCCAACAUUUACAUACAUACAGAGUAUGUGAUGCGAAACUGAAUUUAGAAACAAUAUAAUUUUAUAUACAUAUGUUUAGAAUUAAUAAUAUGCUUUUAAAUUUUGUCUUUGGACUAGUACCUAUUCUCGUGGAAGGCAUACAUGAUAGAUGGCAAAAACCGUUUACCAUGGAUGGGCUCCUAUUUAUUAUAUUUUAUAACUGUAAUUUAGCAACUGUUUUCUUCUGUCAAUUAAACUAUGUUCAUUUCAGCGACUAGAUGUUAGUCUCGCCUGAAAUGUAAUGCACGACCUGUGAUUUGUCGGUCGAACUGGUCGAAUCAUUUUGAUUAUUUGUUUUUACUUUGUCCCAUUUCGUGACUAUUUGUGAAUAUGUGAAUAUUGUUCUUUGUAUUCAUUUAUGAAUACUGUAUACUGCGCUGCCAAAGCUUUUUAUAGAACAUAUCGAUAUUUUCAAAGGGUAUGUAUUCCAACUGUGCCUCCAAAGUUGUUACAAUUGUCAUAAUGUACAUGGAAUACGCAUGCCGCAUGCAGACGGAUGAUGUUGUCCAAGGGCUGGUGUGUCCUGUAUAGCUUCAAUCUCUAUACCAAAGUAAAAACAAUGUUUGAGUU
Messenger RNA from Haliotis rufescens (red abalone), 2743 nucleotides. RefSeq lists its product as uncharacterized. Gene Ontology annotation, cellular component: endoplasmic reticulum; Golgi apparatus. Gene Ontology annotation, molecular function: protein-cysteine S-palmitoyltransferase activity. The record is from RefSeq and is a predicted model, not a curated record. NCBI's taxonomy places the organism in Eukaryota, Metazoa, Mollusca, Gastropoda, Lepetellida, Haliotidae. Gene Ontology annotation, biological process: protein targeting to membrane; peptidyl-L-cysteine S-palmitoylation. Bases 832 to 1929 code for a protein of 365 amino acids. The transcript has 2 exons.